Miscanthus lutarioriparius is the source of this 2799-nucleotide messenger RNA. NCBI's taxonomy places the organism in Eukaryota, Viridiplantae, Streptophyta, Magnoliopsida, Poales, Poaceae. The record is from the annotation of a GenBank genome assembly.
AUGGAGAUCGCAGCGGCCACUGUGGGCAGUGUCCUACCGAAGCUGCAGGCCUACCUGCUCCUCAAACAUGACGGCGACCACCACGACGCGGAGCUCCAUAGCCGGGAGCUCACGAGCAUCCACGCCGCCCUCCGCGACGCUGCCGCCCGUGGCCACGCGUCGGCGGGGCAGCCCCACGAUAACGAGCACGAGGGCAGGGACUGGGUAGACGCAGCAAGGGAGCUGGCGUACAACGUCGACGAUGCCAUCGACGCCCUCCUUGUCACGUCCACGCUGCAGCCGGCUCGCGGACAGGACGGCGCAGACGACCUGCCGCGUUCUCCCAUUACCCUCGAAGGGCUUCUUCAGAGGGCCACCGACCUCUCCGGGUCUCGUCCCCGGAUUGCAGGGGAAGUUCCUGUCCCUACAGCCACCGUUGUCCACUCGGACCUGGACGACGAGGUGGUACUCGUCGGCGCUGAUGGCGCCAGGGACGGGCUCAUCAGGAGGCUGCGCCUGCGCGGCGAUGGCAACAGUGAUGGCGGCGAAGUCGACGCUUGCGACCGGAAGGUGAAGGCAGUCGCCAUCGUCGGGUCUGCGGGGUUGGGCAAGACGGCCCUCGCCAGAUCGUCGUACGGCGUUCUCCAACCGCAGUUCGAUUGCGCGGCGUUCGUCUCCGUCGGAUUUCAUCCCCACAUCGAGUCGGUUCUCCAGAGUUUGCUCCGGCAGCUUGGCUUCACCGGCGAUGUUGCUGCUACCGAAGAACCAAGGGAUGAGAGGAAGCUCAUCAAUCAGCUCUUAGGAUUCCUGCAGAACAAGAGGUACUUAAUCGUUGUCGAUGAUUUAUGGGAUAGACUGUCAUGGGACAAGAUCCGAUGUGCUCUAAUCGACAACAACCAUGGAAGUAGAAUCAUCGCAACUACCCACAACUUUGAUGUAGCCGAUCAAGUUGGAACUCCAUAUGAACUGAAGCCCCUUUCUGCUGAGGAUUCCAGGGCACUGUUCUUCAGAACAGUAUUUGGCCAUGAAGACAAGCGCUGUCAUGAUGAUGAAUUUACCAAAGUAGCAGAAAAAAUAUCGAAGAAAUGCAAUGGUGUGCCAUUAGCUAUUGUUACCCUAGCCAAAAUGUUGGCUAGCAAGAUGGGGGACAAAAGAGAAUGGCACAAGGUGCGUGGGUACAUUGGUUCAGGACUUGAGAACACACCUGAUGUGAAGAACAUGAGGAUGGUCACCUCUCUUGGCUACUACAAUCUCCCUCCCCAUCUGAGGGCUUGCUUAUUGUACAUGAGUGUAUUUCCGGAGGACUAUGAGAUCAGGCGAGACCGAUUGGUGUGGCGCUGGAUAGCCGAAGGUUUUGUCCAGUUUGAAGACAAAAAAGUAGAGUCCUUAUUUGAGCUUGGGGAGACUUAUGUCGACGAGCUCGUCAAUAGAAGCAUGAUUCAGUUGCUAGAUGUGGAUUAUGCCGACGAUGGUGGCCGAGAUGAGUGCUGCUGCAGCGUGAGUUUUCCAGUGAUGGAUCUCAUCAGUCACCUGUCAAGCCAAGAAACCUUCAUCACUGUACUGGAUGACGAGCAGCAGGCAUGUCCAUCGGGUCAGCAGAUUCGCAGGGCAUCCUUCCGAGGACAAAGCAAAACAGAGGAUUCCUCUUCUCUGGCUAGCAUCAGCAUGCCUCAGCUCAGGUCUCUCUCUGUCUUCAGCCCCGGCAAUGCCGAAAGUAUCGAUCUGAGCACGGCUGGAUUUCUUCGUGUUUUGGAUCUCGAAGGAUGUGAUCUUUCUGGGAGUCACCUUCUGCAGCAUCAUAUUGGAAGUUUGAUUCACAUGAGGUACCUUGGACUGCGAGAUACACGCAUUGACUCUGUCCCUGAAAACAUCGGCAAGCUGCGUUCUCUGCAGACACUAGACUUGGCAGACAACACUAAGGUGGACGAGCUACCGGCGAGCGUCGUUCAACUGAGAGAGCUCAUGUGCCUGCGCGUCGACUACCGCACUAGGGUGCCAACCGGGAUCGGGAGCCUGACGGCGCUGGAGGAGCUCUCUGACGUCUCGACGCGGGAGGCGCCGGACGUGGUGGAGGAGCUCGGCAGACUCACAAAGCUGAGGGUGCUCAGGAUGACGCUUUGGAAGCCAUCCAGGAGGCAGGAGGAGGCUCUGCUGCAGUCCCUGCGCGGCCUGCACAAUAUCCAGGUCCUAGACGUCUACGUCACCGGUGGCGAUUGUUCCCAGAGUCUUGACAUGGUGCGAGAGGCCUGGGCGCCGCCACGGAGCCUCCGCGAGUUCCACGCGCGAGCUAUGAACAGGUACUCGAGCUCGCUGCGGCUGUUGCCGGUGUGGAUCGACGCGCCGGCCACGCCGCGCCUCGCCGUUCUGAUCGUCCAGCUCCAGGAGCUGCGGCAGCAGGACGUCGAAGCGCUUGGGAGGCUGCCGACGCUGCGGGUCCUCCGGGUGGACCCCUAUGCCAAUAAGGAGCCCCUCGUGGUCCCUGGCGGAGCGUUCCCGCGCCUCACGGAGUGCAGGUUCCGGGAUUCGGACCUGGGGCCCGUGUUCCGGCGUGGUGCUGCGCCGCGGCUACGGAGGCUCGAGUUCUGCUUCCGGGUGAGGAACACCAUCGAUCUUGGGAACGAUGGCUUCGACUUCGGGCUGGGAAACCUCGAGUCGCUCGAGGAAGCCGUCGUUUACGUCGGCUGCCAGGAGUCUACGGAGCCCGAGGCUGAAGCGGCGGAGGCGGCGUUGAGGGGCGCCGCAGAUGCCCAUCCCAACCGUGCCAACUUCGACGUGAUCACGUUCGGCGAAGAGCUCAUGUGUUUCGACGACGAUAGUUGA